UAGUGGUUUCCUAGCAACUGUUUCUAAGCAUUGAGUUGCUAGUAACAGUUCCUUUGUAUUUUUGGUAAGCGCAUUGCCUGUCUCCUUUAAGGGACAUUAAGGAUUCAGCUAAAGUCACAUCAUGUCUGAAGAUCCCACUCCACACCCAUCCUCCCAGGACAAUAAUGAAAGAAUCUUUCCAAAAACAAGCGAUUUCUACCGAGUGAGCAAGGACUUACCGGCUAAGUUUAAUCAUCCGGAGACGUGGCUGCGUGGGUACGGGUAAGUUAUCAGAGGACUGCUUGUAAAAAAAAUCGAACCGAAAUAGCACACGUCAUGUAAAAAUAAGUUUAUAUUACUCUAUAUGGGAUUUCUACAUUAAUAUUACUAUUUACAUUUAAGAUAUAUAUAUAUUUUUUUAUUAUUUAUACCCUCUUAUAUUUGCUGUGUAUUAAUCUUAGCAUUAGAAUAUACCAAGCACACCACUGGCUUCACUUUCCUGGUGACAGUCUAUUUCUUGUCUUUUUUUAAGUAGCUUAGAAAGCAAUGACGAGAUUAAGAGGAAGGGCUAGUUGUCUGACUUUUUUGUACAUUUGAAACAGUUCCAUUUUAAAAAAAAUAAACCGCUUUAAAGGGACACUCCUCAAAAGGGACAAAAAAUAAUUACAAAUAUCACUGUUUAGUAGAAUCCAAAUCAAAACACGCUUGCAUUUCAUUAUGGGUAUAUCUAGAAACAGCUUGCAAAACACUGCAGAUUUAUUAUCUGUAGCCUUUAGACUUUCUGUGGCUGUCCAAUCACAGACUCCCCAAUGCAGCUCAAUGAGAAGUCUUUGCAAGGCAGGUGCUCUGGGCAAUUGCUGCCUCUUGAGUUUAUCUCCACUGAGCUAACCAAACCAGGAAGUAACAUUAUUAGUUGUGUGAUUGACAGCUGGGAGGUGGGGGGGACUAACCAGAUUAAUUUAUGAAUCUCUAUUGAAAUCUGCCCCGUUUGUAAAAUGAAAUAAAAAGGACACACUCUUCACACAUAAAACACUUCAGCAAAUUUUAGGGGUCUGUAUUGUCACUUCAAUAUAUGCAGACAUAUGAAGUAUUCUAUCAAGCUCUAUUGAUUAUUGCAAAUUAGUCUUCAGUGCCAUAAAGGCUGUUAUUUAAUCGACUGAUGAGGAUCUUUAUUUUAUUUUACCUGCUCUAUGCACAACGUGAUGUCUGUUUAUUUCCACGUCAGUAUGCAAUAGAAGAUAUGUGGACACUGAACACACAAAUGCCACAAAAAUCCACACACCACUCUCUUAAUCCCCAAAACAGUGAAUGUAUACAAUACUUGUAAAUACAGGGAUAUGUACUGGCAAUAUUCCGUGUACUUGGACCCUAUAAACACAUAAAACAGUACAUAGUGUAAACUGUAUAUGAGAAUGACAAUAAUAGAAAUAUGUAUGGCACGGCUCUAAAAUUCGGGUACUGUGAAGACUCUGUAUCUAGCCUGUAUAGGCACCCUUGGGCAUUCAACAUAGAGCCUGGCACGGCUCUAAAAUUCGUGAGUGGAUCCAUUAUAUUUCUAUUAUUGUCAUUCUCAUAUACAGUUUACACUAUGUACUGUUUUAUGUGUUUAUAGGGUCCAAGUACACGGAAUAUUGCCAGUACAUAUCCCUGUAUUUACAAGUAUUGUAUACAUUCACUGUUUUGGGGAUUAAGAGAGUGGUGUGUGGAUUUUUGUGGCAUUUGUGUGUUCAGUGUCCACAUAUCUUCUAUUGCAUACUUUGUAUUUAAGGUGUUGGGGAACACUUUUUCCACCACCACCUUUGUGCUUUUUUAUUGUGUAAGCGCCAUUCACUUAUUUAUAUAUUUUUUUAUUUCCACGUCAGGCAACCCUUGUGGGCUGUACACAUUUCGGGGCAGGGUGUUUUAGCUCUAAUGAAGUGUCAGUUUGGCUGAGUUUGAUUGCUAGUGCUCAGCACAUUCCGUUCUUCCAGUGUUAAACUGUUUUGUAAAAAAUAUUAAUGAUAUACAAGGUUCUUUUGAGCUAGGGAACUUUAGGGUAACGCCCCACCAUCACUGAUCUGUGUUGGCGAGUUCCAGGCUUGCUAGAUAGUAAACUAACAGGCAGUGCCCUCUGUUCCUUUUUGUAUCAGUUUGGUUUGUAGUUUGUGUGUAUGCUGUAUAAUUACCAAUGUUCUAUUUUCACAAAUUGUAAAGCACUCUGGAUCAGGACCUUCUCUAACCUUUGUAUUGGUCUGUGUAUAUUGCACUGUCUUUUUCCCAAUUGUACACUGCUGUGGGAUAUACAGGUGCUUUACAAAUGCCAGCAAUAAUGAAAAUAACUGAGUGAAUCCCAAGUGAGCUGAAAUCCAAAGAAAUACUGCCAAUUAAUGCUGUUAAUUUAUCAGCCUGCUAUCCAUGGUUCAGUGCGGAUUUAUAUUUCCUUGGGCACCUGUAAUGAUAAUCUGUAAAGAAUAAAACAGCAUGACUGAUUUUCUAAAACAUGUAAAAUUAGAGACCAGGUGAUAUAACCACAAAGGUUACCUUAACUAAUGGUUCUUGGAUUAUUAAAUAAUUCUGUCUUUUUUCCAGGUCUAAAGAAGGAAAUCCACUCUACAGAACCAGUAAUCAGACAUACGGACGCCGACCUCCCACCGUUCAUGAAAUGCCGGUAAGCAGGAAAAAUGGGGAGAGCCAAAUUCUCUAACAGAAAGUAAACUUAACUUGCUUCAACGUUCCUCCUAGUCCGUUCGUCCUUUCUGCUUUCUCGAUCUGUGUCUCCUAUAAUACAUAGGACAUAGAAGAGACUACCUUGUUUUAUGUAUUUUAACUCGGCUCGUCGUCAAGUUUUGGUCAUCAUGAGACAAUAUCUAUGGAGGCUCCCGCGGCCUCUAUAGACAUUAGUGUUGAAAAGAGAAGAUUGUGCCAUCAGGUAAAUAUAGCUAUGCUCUGCAAUACCCCCAGGCCACCAAGCAAAGACCCAAAUGGUGACAUAGCCGCUUUAAUAUUUUAAAAUGCAAAGACUUAAUCCUUUAUUUAACUGUCAUUUUACGAUCUAACGUAAAAUACAAUUUAAAGCUCUGGAAAAUAUUACUUCAUAGGUUUCUGUGUAAAGACUCAAAAUGUAAAUAUAGGCAUAUGGUUUGCACUCUUUACACACACAUAUUGUAGACAGAUCCUUGUUUACUGCUAUGCCAACCAUAGCCGCCUGUGGGAAUCAAUAAUAGCAUGCAAGCAUUGCAUCAGCCCACAUUAGUAUAAUUAUGGCUAAUAGUUGACAUACAUGAUUUCUGAUGUGAAGUCUUGUCCUGCAUACUGUGUGGUGAUGCUGCCUGCGAUACAUAGGUAUAAAUAUCCAAAAUGUGAUUUUUCGUUAAAAAAUAAAAGUUGUGAAAGAUUUAAUAAAUAAAGUGAAAAAGAGGUGUUGGGUGGAUGAAACGGAGUAUAUGAGACACUAAAAAGACAACAAAGAAAAGGUGCAGGUGAAAUAAAAACACAAAGUGAUGCAGCAAAGAAGGUAGUCCGUGCUACGCUAAGAGCAGUAGGAUCCUCCAGAGACCAAUGAAACAGUGUACCCUGAAUGGUGGGCACUCUGUGGGCUGACCAGGAUGAUUGACACAGCCUGGUGUACAUUCAGCCUGGCUGACAUCUCCGUCCUUAGGGUGAACCAGCCCCCAUUCUGGGCAGGUUUAGUCCUUUGGGCAGUGCCAAUGACAUGAUUUGUGUCUGUGACCCGCCCCCGAUUUACAGGACCCCAACGUUAGGGGUUAUGUGUGGAGAGAAAAUAGAGAGGAGGGCCAGGGUGGAGAGAGAAUAGAAAGGAGGAGCAUGGUGGGGAGAGAAUAGAGAGGAGGGGCAGGGUGGAGAGAGAAUAGAGAGGAGCAUGGUGGGGAGAGAAAAGAAAGGAGGAGCAGGGUGGAGAGAGAAUAGAAAGGAGGAGCAGGGUGGAGAGAGAAUAGAGAGGAGGAGCAGGGUGGGGAGAGAAUAGAAAGGAGGAGCAGGGUGGAGAGAGAAUAGAGAGGAGGAGCAGGGUGGGGAGAGAAUAGAGAGGAGGAGCAGGGUGGAGAGAGAAUAGAGAGGAGGGGCAGGGUGGAGAGAGAAUAGAAAGGAGGAGCAGGGUGGAGAGAGAAUAGAGAGGAGCAGGGUGGGGAGAGAAUAGAGAGGAGGAGCAGGGUGGAGAGAGAAUAGAGAGGAGGGGCAGGGUGGAGAGAGAAUAGAGAGGAGUAGCAGGGUGGAGAGAGAAUAGAGAGGAUGAGCAGGGUGGGGAGAGAAUAGAGAGGAGGGACAGGGUGGAGAGAGAAUAGAGAAGAGGAGCAGGGUGGAGAGAGAAUAGAGAGGAGGAGCAGGGUGGAGAGAGAAUAGAGAGGAGGAACAAGGUGGAGAAUAAAGAAGACGAGAGAGAAUUAAGAAGAGUAAUGACAAUAAAAAAUAUCACUGCUGAACUUUCUCUUUCUUUCCAGACAACUUUCAAUUCGAAAUCCAGUAAAUUCUCAGCGAUUGGCGCAAAAUGUGGAAUGUACAGGAAUAAUGGACUCAACACAAGUAUAGAAAACAGUUAUGUGACAGGCCCGGACAAUCUAAUCACUGUUCAUGACACGCUUAAUUUUCAUAGGAGCUACAACAUGAAAGGGCCUUCUAUAUGACCGAGAGACCACUGACACUCUUAAACUAUAUAUGCUUAAUGAAUAAGUACUGCCUGAGCAUCAAAAUAGCAUGUGUUUGUUUACUGUUUUCCUAUAUAUCUAUUGGCAUUGCAGGAGAAAUAUCCAUUAGUAGGUAUUUAAGUAAAUACAUGCAAAUAUGGAUAAAACAUGGAUAUAUUUUUGUUAGAAACAGAAGAGAAGCAGGUGUCAUUUUCCUGUUAUUAAAAUAUUUUAAGUAUAUUACGUAAAUGUCCUAUUUAUGUGCUAAUUCAGCUAUUCAAACCACAAUGUGUGCUCCAGGGGCUGUGAAAUACUGUAAAGUAGCAACCUUUGGAAUGAUUCCUUAAAGGAACACUCCGGGCACCAUAACCACUUAAUCAGAUUGAAAUUGUUAUGGUGCUAGGAGGUCCCUGACACUGACUUGCGCUCUAAGCCAAUCAGUGGCUUCCCAAUUAUAACAACAGCUUGGGAAAAAUAUGUACGCUUCACAAGCUGUUUCGAUUGGCUGCUAAUCUUCUCUUCCCAGAAUCUUGCUGUACAUAAAGAGAUAAACCCAGCAGACAUGUAGAAAAUUGAUGUUAUGGGAGUAUCCUGAUUAGUUGUGUCACUUCCUGGGUAAAUGAAAUCUCACUGCAGGAGUAGGAAAAAGUCGCGAUUAGCGGAAAAUGCAGAAAUGUCAGCGUAUGAUUUAUUUUAAAUAUGUUUUAUAUGCAUUAGCUAUAAUGCAGUGGAAAACCUAGUGUCAGCUCUGGCCUGCAGUGUCCUUUUAGAGAGCAGGCACCCUGACAGUCUAUUAUUUAUUAUUAUUUGUCCAGUACUGACACAAUUCGGAUGCAACGUUCAGUGUCACAAAUCCCAGCAAACUAAUCUCUUCAUUGCUUUAAUGUAAUCCUGAUCGUGAUCUUAUAUGCCGAGUGUUGUGUAUAGAAAACCAUUUAACCAAUUUGGUGCCAGAGCGCUGGGCAAUGUACUGCUCUCUGCUAUGGCACUUGGAGGGUUAAAAUGAUUGUAUAUGAGUUUCCUUUCAUGAAAUUAACCAUUGCAAUAUACAGCUGGCUCCAUACACCAGAAAAAUACACUUCUGGACUAGUCAUUCUUUACUAUAUAUAAAUAAUACAGAGGAGCACAGAUUUCAAAAUAUUUUUCUGUAGAUGAGCAAAUUGUAUGUCACAAAAAACACAUGCUGGAUUAAUGAAAAAUGUUGUAUUUAAUCCCUUAACCCCUUAAGGACCAAACUUGUGGAAUAAAAGGGAAUCAUGACAUGUCAUGUGUCCUUAAGGGGUUAAAGACACAACUUCUGGAAUAAAAGGGAAUUAUGAUGGAAUAUUUCAGUCAUGUGCCUUAAGGGGUUAAAGGAGAACUAUAUCACUACACAGAACUUGUAAUAUUAUAUUUACAUAUCCUCUAUAUUAACAAACAUGUAUUUGUAAUGUCAGAGAAAUGAAAAUGGAAUGUAGAAAUCUACACCACACGUUAUCCUGCAACUAGGUGCCUCUCUAUCAAUCAUUGUCCAUUAAAGCUGACAAUCAUCAUGGAGGCAGAUCAGGGGCAGAAGCCAGCACAAAUCAGCAUCUCUUCGUAGAGAUAAAUUGAAUCAAUGCAUCUCUAUGAGGAAUGUUCAGUGUCUACAUGCAGAGGGUGAAGAUACUGAAUGUCAGUAACACUGUGCAGCACUGCCCCAGGAAGCACCUCUAACAGCCAUCUGAGGAGUGGCCAGUGGAGGUUUUUUCUCUGAAAAGACAGUGUUUACUGCAAAAAGCCUGAAGGGACUGAUUCUACUUACCAGAACAAAUACAACAAGCUGCAACUUGUUCUGGUGACUAUAGUGUCCCUUUAAGGCCAAAAUAUAUGAAAUAGAAAAAUUCUCCAAGUUAGCUAUUUUGGCCUUAAAUUUGAAAUUCACUUUGAAUCCCCAACAUUUCUCACUUUACUGAAUAACUGACAUACAGUAAGAGAAAAUAAAAAAACCUAUGUUUCUGAUUCUCCUUCUCAAUUGCAAAGUGCACCAUGGCUGAAUUGGAUUGUGAUUACAUAUAACUUUUAGAAAUUGGUGCGUCGUAUGAAAAACAGGUUGACACAAGCUACGGGAGAUUUUCAUUGUUUUAUUUGUAAGAGUUUAAUUGUGUAACUUCAUUGUAAAAUUGCUUUGAGAGAGUCCUCCCCCCAAUAAUUUCACUGUAAGCCCACCUAGAAAAUUCAUAGGUAAGCAAAUGUGUACGAUUACUUAUUGAAACAUAAUCUCAAUGAAAAUACAGUGUAGAUAUGUAACGUGUCGCCCGCGAACAUUAUCAAGGCAAAAGAUUCAGCAAUUUAAAACACAAUGUUUAUCGGGGGAAAAAACAACACCUUUUUAUAAAACAAUUAAAAUAAUAAAUAACAUUUUCUAACAUGAAACUCGAAAGUUUGGGUAACAGUAUGUUCAAAAAAACAAAAAAAAACCAUAAAACCUAAUAAACUUUAUUUGGAUUUAUCAAAAACAUUAAACCCUUCUGGAAGAAAGACAUAUGCAGGGCUCCCAACAGUCUCUGACUUUGGUGGCACUAGACCCGAAAUCGUGAAUUGGGCAUCUGAGGACUCCAGGGAACUGGCUGCACAGUGCAAGUGCAUCACUAGACAGGCUUGUGCUAUGAAGCAGGCACAGGGGCAGGGAUGUAGAAAGCAUUAAACCCUUUAGUAGUACUGUACGUGUUAAAUGUUAGCGGAUAUCUUUUAUCAGAAAACCUGCUACUUUGAAUAUACCAGUUAUCCAGUCAGGUUAAGCUUUAGUUGAAUUAUGCAGCUUUUAAAGAUCCUUUUUAUCUUUAAAUUUGCUUAUUGGUCCGAAGGUGUUCUUCACUUAAGAGUUCAGAACUUUUCAGGGAGCUAAGAAUGUGACAGGUCAAGUAUUACCAACAUUAGUUUUAAGCCUGAAAACUGCCAUUUUAGUGUCAUUUUACAAAACAGUUAUUAUGCCAUACAUGAUAUUGAAACUCAAAGAGUCGCUUGUACAGCGUCACUAAGACCAAAAAGCAUAAUUAGAUUUCACUUUGUAUAUAUAUUAAAAAAAAAAAAA
Pelobates cultripes (western spadefoot toad) is the source of this 7650-nucleotide messenger RNA. NCBI's taxonomy places the organism in Eukaryota, Metazoa, Chordata, Amphibia, Anura, Pelobatidae. The record is from the annotation of a GenBank genome assembly.